GGUUAGUGGUUAGACAGUUAGAACAGGGUCACACAGCGGGCGUGUAAGUGAAAUCGGCUCGCGACUAUCUAAUCGAUCAAUUCUGCUGUCGACCUGCCUGACCUUUUCCCUCGCACCCAUUAAACAAUUGACAAGACACACAAUACCUCCAUACCGCAGUUAGGUGUAAAUCACUCCUGCCCAACAUUCUCAACGUAAAACCUCGUUUCUACCUUCCAAUCUUACUCUUUUUAACUUUCCCUAUGUUGACAAAAAAACUCAAAGCAAAACUUAACCUUCAAGCGUUUUACCAUUUUACCACGUUCGCAGUUUAAAUUGCACCUCUUUCCAUACCAUAUUCAAUCGGCUGUACAUGACUUUCUACUCCUCAUACCUUACACUUUCAAGCAGCCGAAGUCCCUACUUUACGAGCUCAUCUAUCUUUCAACCUUUAAAAUCGACUAUUACGGGCUUCUUACCCUGAUCAGUUCAGAAUGGCCGCAACCGAAUCUGCCCAGUCGUCAGCUUUGGCGGCCACUUCCAACAAAACCGCCCGAAUGUCUCCUCUGCCCCAGUCUAAACGCGAUAAGAGGCGACAGGUCGUAAAUGACCGUCUAGCUGUUUUGGCCGACAAGUUCAGCCGGGACAAAGAUAAACACUACCGAGACGAACUUCAUAAGAUCCAAAUCGAUGUUAACCUCGUCGGCCGAGUCGAUCCCUAUGCCGACCGGCCUCUCGAUGCAAUUGAUCGCGAGUACCGAGAAAUACAGAAUGCAACCAAUGCGCAACAGGCUACCAAUGCUAGUAAUAAUGGUAGCCCUAAGCGAAGUCUGCUCGAAAUGGCAGGCCCUACAUUCUCUGAAUGGGUUCAUCAGAUAGAAGACCUCGUCGAACAUCGCGACUACGAGAUGACUAGCCACAAGAUUGAAUACGAGAGGAAGCUUCGUGAACACCAUAAGACACACGCCUACAAAGUCGAACUAGCCAGGCGUGAACAUAAGAUUCUUUCAAACACGCUUAGAGAUCGUCUCAUUAAUGGUAUUACGUCCAAAAAGUACCGACUGGGCAAAGAAAAGGAAGCCCUAGAUAUCGCCGAUGGUUCUGCUCUUCUUCUACACCCGAACCAAUACAGCCUCACCAACCCCGCAAGUCCUGGAGGAACGCAUGGGAAGCGAAAUACCCGACUACGAAGAGAGAUGGAGGAGCUUCCAGGCUACUCGGAUAACAAGAAGAGGAAGCGAAAUGCUGCCGAUGAGGAGGGCUCGCCAGCUCCCAAGAGAGGAGCUCUUGAUAGUUCCAAUACUACGCCUUUUUGGUCGAGCGAAAGAAUCAGAGGUCUACGUAAGGAGACGGGACCAGUCUACAGCAUUGAAAAGCUUUUCACCGAUAAAGAACUAGCCAUGACCUAUAAUACUGCCGCCCUAGCAGCCCACAAGCAUCUCUUAAUACGCCGAGACACAAACGGCAAUAUUAUCACCCCCGACGAGAGUGUCGCAGACGGUAAUGACGAUGAAGAUGAACCUUCUGCAGUAAAUAUGGAGCGACAGCCCUCACAUACUACGCGAAGUACUCGAGGUGGACAUGGUCAACAGAAUUUCUACGAUGACCAAGUCCUGGGAAUAGAAGGCUUGGCCAAUUUCGAGAUACCGGGAAAUCUCGAUAAGGUCGCCGGUUCGGAGCCUAAGCUUCCCCCUCUUACUCAUUCGCAAUACUCGAAGGCUUAUAGAAGGGACGAGUCGAAUACCCCCCCGACCUUGAACGAAAGCGAGCGAGAUAGGGAUCUCGCAGUGAUGAAAUUGUUGAAGACAUACCAGAACAAACACGGUGUUGGCGCCAACCUUGAUGUUAAUAACGGUGGCCGGAGACUACUCGAGUCUAUGGCCGCGCCGCUGCAUAAGAGCAAAUAUGUAGCUUACAUGCAGGGCCCAAGGCCUUCCACAGACGCACUAUCAGAAUCCCUGGGUAUCCAGGAUAGUGACAUGAGAGGCGAAGCCGCAGGUGUCGAACCAGAAAACAGCGGAAGCUCUAAGGACUCCCCAGCUGUGGGGAAGGAUUCUGCGUCGGGAAUUCCGAUGAGCAGACAAAGUAGUCUGGGAGGUGUUGUGAUGAGCCGAUCAGGAAGUGCACGGGGCAAGCGAAAGGCCUAAUUGCGGAUUUUUGUUUUGUUUUUGAUUCUUCUUCAGUU
Molecule: messenger RNA, 2164 nt
Organism: Daldinia vernicosa
Lineage: Eukaryota; Fungi; Ascomycota; Sordariomycetes; Xylariales; Hypoxylaceae
Product: Sds3-like-domain-containing protein
Exons: 2
Coding region: 474-2126 (550 amino acids)
Biological process (GO): negative regulation of transcription by RNA polymerase II
Cellular component (GO): Sin3-type complex
Molecular function (GO): histone deacetylase binding
Source: RefSeq, a predicted model, not a curated record